Molecule: messenger RNA, 1274 nt
Organism: Girardinichthys multiradiatus
Lineage: Eukaryota; Metazoa; Chordata; Actinopteri; Cyprinodontiformes; Goodeidae
Product: ladderlectin-like
Exons: 7
Coding region: 382-1068 (228 amino acids)
Molecular function (GO): signaling receptor activity
Source: RefSeq, a predicted model, not a curated record
GAUGCUGUUCUCCUUCAUGCGCAUUUUCCUCGGCUUCAACAGAAAUAGCUGAAUGCUUCUGAACAUUUUAAUGGAUUUCUAAUUGCCUGACUAAAAGCUGAGUGUGCUGGCGAAGAACUGGGAACACUGUGAGGAAAUGGAUGGAUAAAUCUUAACUGCAGUGACAUGUUUGGAUAAACGCUGUAGUAUCGGAGUACCUCAACUCCAGCCUUUUACACAAAGUCAGCUGCUUCCACCAAAAAAAGUUCAUUGUUGUUGUGAUACUGGAGCCUGGAGCUACCGUACCGUUUCAAUGGAAAUCUGCAGAAUAAAAGCCAGAGGAGCAUCAGAGACUCCAACACUUUGCCACAUCCAGAAGGAAGCUCUUGCACCAUCAUCACCAUGGACUUGCUCUGUGUUUUUCUCACGCUUUGCUCCGUUCUGUCGCUGAGCCGAGCCGUACCAAUUAACUCGACCCUCACCAAGAGCAUGGGGGGUCUCUGCGACUACAAGCGCCUGCACUGCAUGAUCUUCCCCGGAGCGUACUGCCCUCAGUGCGACGUUGACGGGAACUUCCUCCCACAGCAGUGCUCCGGCUCGACUGGAUUCUGCUGGUGCGUCGACAUAAUCACCGGAGAGGAGAUCCCCAACACAAAGACCCCGACUGGGGUCAGUCCGAUUGACUGCGCAACUGACAUGCACUGCCCGUUUGGCUGGAGCAGUUUCGGUUAUCGGUGUUUCCUGUUUAUCGAGACCCCAAAGACAUGGCCUGAAGCUGAGUUUUACUGUCAGUUUGAAGGGGCCAAUCUGGCGUCGGUCCACAGUUACGAGGAGAAUCACUUCAUCCAGACUUUGACCAGAGGAGACACCCACAACUUCCCAGAAACAUGGAUUGGAGGCACCGAUGCCAUACAUCCUGAUUUGUGGAUGUGGUCCGACGGCUCCAAGUUCUACUAUGAGAACUGGUUUGAUGACGACCACAACAAGGAGGACAAGCGCUGCCUGAAGAUGAACUAUUUUUAUACCCUGAAGUGGUCCACUGGCCCCUGCAACCAGAGUCUGCCUUUUGUUUGUUCCAAGGACAACUGAACACAUCUCCAUGAAUAGAACCUGAACAAAAUAACCCGACCCAUGUUACCAACUGUGGACCUACACACGCAGUAGCGGUCCUGCAAAAAAUGUUUUUUUUUAUGUGAUCAAAAUUCAUUAUUAAUCAAAGAGUUGUCGUUUUUACCACAUGUUGAUAGUUUCUUUCUGCAUGUAAAAGUCUAAUAAAAACAAAGGAAUAAAACCAA